This is a messenger RNA of Bombyx mori (domestic silkworm), 1053 nucleotides long. RefSeq lists its product as uncharacterized. The record is from RefSeq and is a predicted model, not a curated record. The transcript has 2 exons. The coding region runs from base 546 to 953 and encodes 135 amino acids. NCBI's taxonomy places the organism in Eukaryota, Metazoa, Arthropoda, Insecta, Lepidoptera, Bombycidae.
ACAUUACCAACAGCGAACGCUUGUGGGUAGUACGCGACCUUUGUUCGGUAUUACUAUGUCGUAGAAUUAAUAUGUUAAAACAGAAAGCAAUCAAAUACGAAUAUAAAUUUUAUAGUUCGUAAAAAUGUUCGUCUCGAGGAGAGUAUUUUACAUUGGUGUUGUAGGUCCACUUGAUUUUUUUUAUAGUGUACUUCAAGAGAAAUCCGCUUCGCAGUAACAUCGUGCCAAAUAUUUAGGUUUUCUACGGAAAUGAUGACGAAUUAUUUUAAAUGUGAAUGAGACACGAUUUCUAGUAAAACGCCCGUGAACUUUUAUGAAAAAAAAAAUCAUACCCGCAUCGGUCAAUUAGAAUGAUGACGGACAGUCAUUCACCGUCGCAGACACAACAUGAAACUGUCUAAAAAUAAAACGGGAUUCACGGCCGGCGCGCAGAACUCUAGCAAUACGGGAGAAUAUCGGCCAUUCCUCGGAGCGCGCCUCCCAGCGAAACAUUAUUGAUAAAUACCACAGUUCUCUUUGCCGCGUUUCGUUAACUCGUUUUAAUUAUGAGUCUAGAGCGAAGGUCAUUCGGCAGCACCGAUCCACAGGUUACAAAACGUUUAUUCACGAUUAUAGUGCUCUUAGUUGGGUUGCUAUGCAUCUUUGGAGGCUAUUUGCUUGGGAGAAUGGCUCGGACCGAAGUGAAGCGCGCCAACGAAUUAUUAACACACAAUUUGACGGCCGUGGCGGACUCGUUGUACAAAAAAGCCAAAAGGAUCACGCCCAAAGUGAUCCAUCACAACGAUCCAGAGAAAAUACUAGCGAAAUUACUUGACACGUUCAGUUGUAACGAUUGCGGGAAAAUUAAUAAAUAUAAUCUAGAAGAAUACGUUAAAAAUUCUAUUAAUUACCAAAUCGGAAAAUUAAUAAAGGCAGUCAACAACGCUACCGUUUAUCUGGACUCAUUAAGUUGAUAUUCUGUGUUAUUCCUACGUAUUUAAUUAGUCAAUACAUUUAUUGUGAUAAUUAUGUGUGAUUUUGGAUUUAUUAAAAACGAAUUAUUAUAUAACUAAA